This is a messenger RNA of Cyclopterus lumpus (lumpfish), 2896 nucleotides long. Its product is annotated as prolactin receptor-like. The coding region runs from base 180 to 1799 and encodes 539 amino acids. The record is from RefSeq and is a predicted model, not a curated record. Gene Ontology annotation, molecular function: cytokine receptor activity; protein binding. Gene Ontology annotation, cellular component: external side of plasma membrane. The transcript is spliced from 10 exons. Lineage: Eukaryota; Metazoa; Chordata; Actinopteri; Perciformes; Cyclopteridae. Gene Ontology annotation, biological process: cytokine-mediated signaling pathway.
UACCGGCUGCAUCGACCGGCUGGCUGGCGGUCUUGGUCCCGGUCCUGGUCCCGGUGUGGGUCGUGGACUAUCAUUUCAGACGGGUUUAAAGCAGCUGCAGGCGGCUCUAAAGGGUCUGGAGCGCCCCUGGUUCAGGUCCACCACGUCUCUGGAGUCUGGAGAACCAGAUCUGGUCCCGGAUGUUUGACCCCAGAGACACACGCGUGUCCAGGUGGAGCGGAGGCUGCGGGAUGCUGUGGCUGCUGCUCUGGCUGCUUCCUGCGGGGGACGGCAGCAGGAUGGUGGUCCAGGACGGCACUUAUAAAGACCGACGCGGCCCCGAAGAGGGUGCCGUGACGACGAGGCCUCACAUCCACUACUGCCGCUCGCCCAACAUGGAGGACUUCAGCUGCUGGUGGCUUCCGCUGGACAACCUGACAGACGGCGAGCAGGUCACGUACGCCCUCAGCUACUCCAAAGACAAAGGGCCCCGGCACGAGUGCCCCGACUACGGCACCGCCGGCCCCUUCAGCUGCCACUUCGACAGCAGCCACACGUCCAUCUGGAAGAUCUACUGCCUGAACGUGACCGCCGUCACCGCCUCCGGGAACUACACCUCCCAGGAGCACUGCCUGGACGUGGCCGAGAUAGUUCAGACAGAAGCUCCGGUGAAUCUGACCUACGAGCUGACGGACGCCGGCGGGGACGAGAUGGGCCACAGCGCCCUGCUGAGCUGGACCUACCCGGUGCCCUCCGACCUGCAGUACGGAUGGAUCACCCUGGUGUACGAGCUGCAGUACCGGAGGGCCACCGAGGCCGAUGAAUGGAAGGUGAAGCAUCCUCUGCGGGAGUCUCGCGUGGAGCUGCUGGGCCUCCCCGUCGGGGACUACGUGGUCCGGGUCCGCUGCCGGUCCCACAACUACGGCCUGUGGAGCAACUGGAGCGCCGCGCUGCUGAUGAGCCUCCCCACCGGGCCGCCGAAAGGUAAAGUCCUGGUCCCCAUCGUGGUGACGGGCGUGGCCGUCGUGGCUCUGCUGGUCAUCCUGUUCGGCGUCAUGCCGCAGGGAAGGAGAAUAAAAGACUACUUCCUGCCGCCUAUUCCAAACCCACGGAUCAUCGGCAUCGACCCGCUGCUCCUGAAGAAGGGGAACCUGGCCGAGAUCAACCACCACUUCAGUAACUUCCACAGCUUCAGCCCCCCGAGCUACUCGGAGGAGGUCUGGGACCAGGUCAGCGCCGGCGACGCCUUCCUCGCCGUGCCGAAGGCCUUCUGCGUGGCGUCCGACCCGACGGGCCGAGAGAAGGAUGCCCUGAUGUUCCCGUGCGACCUGCCGCCCGCCUCUGCCGCCGCCGCCGCCGCCGCCGCCGCCGCCGCCCCUCACGGGGUCGCGGGCAACCCCCCGGCGUCGUACGUGCAGAGCGUGUCGCCCUACUGCUCCUUGCCUCCCCAGGCCUUCGCCCCGCCACCGGACCGGUCCUCGUGGUCGAGGCCGGAGAUCGUGUCUCUGCCGUGUACCGAGUACAGCGUGAUGGGACACCCGGGUCUCCCCGACGCCAGCGCCGCGAGCCGCGGGCCUCAGGACUUCUACACCUGCGUCCAGCUCAUGAAAGAGGGCGGCGAGGUGCACCUGGUGCCCUGCCUGCCGCCGGCAUACUGCCGCGAGUUCCCGCCUCCCCCGAGGGUCGAGAAGAAGGAGGAGAAGAAGAAGAAGAAGAAGAUGGCCGACGGCCAAGCCAGGACAAACGAGAGGAACGACGGCGGCGAGGAGGAGAGGAGCGAGGCGGCGGUCCCUCUGCUGCCCCUCGCCGUCAAGGGCUGAACACAGAGAGGGAAACAGGAAGUGGGCCGUUCUUUAUCUGUGCAGUGAAAACAAACGGGAAAACGCAAAGGACGGCGCUGCGUUCAGGGGCCGUUUGGGAAAUCGAACCACAUCACGUCCAAAAGAAGACGAGUGGAACUCGGAGAGAGAGAGCAAAGUUGCCACGUGCACCGCUUAAUUAAAUGACUGGAGUACGACCACAUCCUGCUUCGCACACAUCCAAUAAUGACUUCAGUGUUUCAGAUAUCAGCCUCUUCACAGUCCUGACUUCCUCUCAGAUACCUGCUUCCUGCUUCCUGCUUCCUCAUUCCAUUCACGGUGCUUUCAAUGUGCAACAUUGAACACAAAAAGGAAAAUCCAACAUGGCCGCCCCCAGGGAAGGCGUGAGCUGAGGGCUUAAACUGGAAUGUUUUAAUAGAAGUCACUCUCUGUUGUUUUCUGUGUGCAAAGAAGCGUCUUUUCUUUUUUUACAACGUAUUUAACAAUAUUACAACAAGUAUUUUGUGUAUUACAGCGAUGCCGAGUGAGCGACCUCAGGUGGAGUUUUAUAUACACAAAACUUUGUGGACCACUGUGGACCUCUGGGGACCACUGUGGACCACUGGGGACCAUUAUGGACCACUGUGGACCACUAUGGACCUCUGUGGACCAUUAUGGACCACUGUGGACCAUUAUGGACCACUAUGGACCACUGUGGACCACUGGGGACCAUUAUGGACUACUGUGGACCACUAUGGACCUCUGUGGACCAUUAUGGACCACUGUGGACCACUGGGGACCGAUGUGGACCUCUGUCGACCAUUAUGGACCACUAUGGACCACUGUGGACCAUUAUGGACCACUAUGGACCACUAUGGACCACUGUUGACCAUUAUGGACCACUGUGGACCAUUAUGGACUAAUAUUAACUAUUAUAGACUAAUAUGAACUAUUAUGGACCAUUAUUAACUAUUAUGGACUAAUAUUAACUAUUAUGGACCAUUAUUAACUAUUAUAAAUCAAGAAUCACAUUUAAAAUUCUUCUCCUCACCUACAAAGCCUUGAUUGGUGAUGCACCAUCAUAUCUUAAGGAGCUUGUAGUACCAUAUUGCCCCACU